GUGCAUAAAAAGAGAUCUACGUCCUCUAGGAGUAUUUCACGUAGUUAAUUUCGAUACUGGUAUAUUUACAGCUGAUAUAUAUUCCUUACUCUGUUUUGAGAUACGCACUGACGGCCUGCUUCACAACGAAAUCGGAUUCAGCCAAAUAGUCUCAAGAUGUCACAGCACGUAUUGCCUCGCCCUGAAGACCCAGCAAGGACGCGGGUCAUUAUCGUCGGCGCGGGACUUGGUGGGCUAGCCUGCGCUAUGGCCAUGCAUUAUGCAGGCUUCGAAGUCAUCGUCUUCGAAAAAGUACGCGAAUUCCUACGUCUAGGCGACUCACUUGGUUUGGGAGAGAAUGCGCUUAAGCUUUUGAAACGAUGGGGCUUGUAUGAAGAAUUGAUUGCAAUUGGGAAUAAGAAUCCUGUCAUGAAUAUUAGACGUUGGGAUAACGGGGGGAUAAUGGCGACACAGCCGCUUAUGGAUAUGGCAGGCUACAUCGGACACCGAGGCGAUUAUCACGUCGCUUUCAUUAACCGAGUAAAGCAGCUAGGAAUACCAAUCAACAUGGGCCACGAGGUGGUUUCUUUUGACGAGGACGCACCGAGUGUCACACUCAGGGACGGGAGGACAUUCUAUGCAGACUUGAUUGCUGGAGCCGACGGCAUCAAAUCCAGAGCUAGAGAACUCGUACUCGGUUUCAGUGAUGCACCCAAGAGUUCCGGCUAUGCCUGCUAUCGAUCAUAUUUCAAAGGUGAAAUCCUCAAAGACGUGCCAGAAUGUCAACAAUACCUGAAGGAAGAUUGCGUGAAUAUAUGGAUUGGGGAAGAUAAACACCUCGUCCAAAAUACACUCCGUGACGGAGAAGAGUUCAACUGGAUUAUCACCCACAAGGACACCGAGGACAUAAAAGAAAGCUGGUUCCAGCCGGGAAACAUGGAUGAUGUGCGCCAACUUGUGCAAGGUUGGGACGAAUCAAUUGCGUCAGCGGUUAGAGCCACUCCGAGCUGCCUUGAUUGGAAGAUAUGUUAUAGAGCUCCAUUACCGACAUGGGUAAGUAAGAGUGGUAAGAUCGCUUUGUUGGGUGACAGUUGCCAUCCACAUCUUCCAACUAGUGCUCAGGGAGCUUCGCAAGCAACAGAGAGUUCGGCAGUACUGGCAUUGUGCAUGAAAUUAGCUGGAAAGGGCAAUGUGGCAUUGGCAACCAGGGUGUAUGAAAAGUUGCGGUUUGACCGAGUGCGACAGUCACAGUUAUCCGGCGAAGAUCUACGUAAUAGGUGGCACAAUGCAUUGAAGCACAUGCAGGAUGGCGAGGAGUUUGAUCCAGACGACAUAAAGAUUAAAAAUCGAUGGUUAUAUCCGUACGACGCCGAGGAAGAUACAAGGGCUCGGUGGAACGAAGUCAGUUCGAAGGUACAUAAAGAGCUUGAUUCAGGUAUAAGAACACCGCUCUUUGGCGAAGAUGGGCCUCCUCGGAUCCUGACUGUACGAGACGCAUAUGGGAAGGUCAAAGAUGUAGCACAAAGCCAGAGCUCAUUGCUUACCAGUUUGACUGUCUAACGAAAGGAGCAGAAAUCCCCUGCUGAGACGGUUGUCUUUGCCUUUUCCAAGUAUGUAGAUUCCUGUAUAUAGCAACGUCCAAUCUAAUGCCAGAUGAGAUAUGUGCUCUC
Talaromyces stipitatus ATCC 10500 is the source of this 1649-nucleotide messenger RNA. RefSeq names its product monooxygenase, putative. Gene Ontology annotation, biological process: secondary metabolite biosynthetic process. The record is from RefSeq and is a predicted model, not a curated record. NCBI's taxonomy places the organism in Eukaryota, Fungi, Ascomycota, Eurotiomycetes, Eurotiales, Trichocomaceae. The coding region runs from base 157 to 1539 and encodes 460 amino acids. Gene Ontology annotation, molecular function: FAD binding; monooxygenase activity. The transcript has 4 exons.